Molecule: messenger RNA, 2872 nt
Organism: Onychostoma macrolepis
Lineage: Eukaryota; Metazoa; Chordata; Actinopteri; Cypriniformes; Cyprinidae
Gene: nprl3
Product: NPR3-like, GATOR1 complex subunit
Exons: 14
Coding region: 481-2310 (609 amino acids)
Biological process (GO): cellular response to amino acid starvation; positive regulation of autophagy; TORC1 signaling
Cellular component (GO): GATOR1 complex
Source: RefSeq, a predicted model, not a curated record
GGCGCACGUAGUGUAACAUCAAACACUGACCUGCUGUAAUGCUGUAUGUUUCAGUAAGAUGACACUUAUUUAGCUUUCAUUGCUAAUCUUCACUGUUAGAUUAGUUGCACAUAUUCACACGGCGCCAUAAGGUGACUGAUGGAUAAAAUAUUUUGAUUUACUAUCUUGUGACUGAUACCGCUAACGUUAACUGGUUUGCGUUAAUGUUGUGGUUUUGGCUAGCGAGCAGGCUAACAUAAUUUGUCAUGCUGCUAUUAUCUCACAGAUUCAUUUAGUUCAAUUCUUUUAUUUCUUUCCAUGUUAUUUGAGAUGCAGUUGAACAAAUGCACCAGAUGUCUUGCACUCAUUCAGUUAAAUUCUCAUGCAGUGCAACCCUUUAGUUGUCCAAACCUGUACUGUAAAUACUACAUUGCACGUUUUUAGUUCCAGCUGCAAACUAAAUUCGCUUGAGAUUAUAUAUACUUAAGAAAACGCAUCAGGAUGUACAAACAGUGGUCUGUAGAUUUAAUUGCAGAUGCGAAGCUGAUGUGGACACAGUCUGAAUCCAGCCUGCAGCCAAAUGGAGAAAAGACAAGUCCCAUAAGUGUUAUACUAGUUAGCUCUGGCAGCAGAGGAAAUAAACUGCUCUUCCGAUACCCGUUUCAGAGGGUAUAUGAAAACACUUCAUCAGCAACAUCAAAACAGCGGAGUCCGUAUGCAUUGAAUACUUCGGGUGACUCUAUAGAGGACCAGGAUGGUGAUUCAAGAGAACAAACUCCACUAACUGAUGAACAGUUGGUAGCAGGGUUUUCUGAUAUUAUUCUCGCCACCAUCUUGGCUACCAAGUCUGAUAUGUGCGGCAAGAAGUUUGAACUAAAAAUAGACAAUGUGCGCUUCGUCGGACAUCCAACCUUACUGCAGCCUCCACAUACUAUUCAGGUCUCCAAAACUGACCCCUCCCCAAAAAGAGAACUGCCCACCAUGAUCCUGUUCAGCGUCGUUUUUGCAUUAAGGGCCAAUGCAGAUGCCUCGGUCAUCAACUGUAUGCAUAACUUGUCUCGUCGCAUUGCCAUCGCCCUGCAGCACGAGGAGCGCAGGUGCCAGUACCUCACCAGAGAGGCCAAGCUCAUGCUAGCAGUGCAGGACGAGGUCACCACCAUGACUGAGACGGACGGCGCUCCACAGUCUCCGUUUCGCCAAAUCCUUCCCAAGUGUAAAUUAGCAAGAGACCUAAAAGAGGCCUAUGACAGCCUCUGCACAACUGGAGUUGUGCGGCUUCACAUUAAUAACUGGCUUGAGGUCAGUUUCUGCCUGCCACACAAAAUCCACCGUGUAGGAGGGAAACACAUCCCACCAGAAGCUCUUGAGCGCAGCCUAAAGGCCAUUCGGCCGUAUCACGCACUGCUGCUCCUGGACAAUGAGAAGGCCUUGCUAGCUCAGCUCCCUCUGGACUGCUCUCCUGCUCUAGUGCGGCUCAUCAAAACCUGCUCAGCCGUCAAGAACCUGCAGCAGCUGGCUCAAGACGCUGACCUGGCUCUCCUGCAGGUCUUCCAGAUAGCUGCACAUUUGGUAUACUGGGGUAAAGCUAUCAUUAUCUAUCCUCUCUGUGAGAACAACGUGUAUAUGCUGUCUCCCCACGCAAACAUCUGCAUCUACUCUCCUCUGGCUGAGCAGUUCGCUCUCCAAUUUCCAGGUCAUGACCUGCCCACCAUGUUAGCGAAAUUCUCACUUCCUGUAUCUCUGUCUGAGUUCAGGAAUCCACUGGAUGCCCCUGUGCAUGAGGCCCAGCUCAUUCAGAUGGUGAUCUGGAUGCUCCAGCACCGGCUGCUGUUUCAGCUCCAUACAUAUGUUUGUCUGCUGGUCCCGCCUGUUGAGGAGGAGCCUGGUCUGCGGGAGGAGGAGCCACCCCUAGUCACACGUGUUACAGGCCGCAGUCUGAGCACACCCAGCGCCCUGAGUUUCGGCUCUCCCACAAGUAGCGAUGACAUGACCCUCACGAGUCCCAGUAUGGAUAACUCAAGUGCUGAGCUCCAGACUGGAGGAGACUCUCCUCUCAAUAAAAGAAUGACAGAAACGCUUCUGGCCAGCCUGACCGAACACGAGCGGCAGGCCAUCCUCCGUGUCCCAGCAGCACAGAACCCAGAGGACCUGCGCUUGUUUGCCAGGCUGCUGCAUUAUUUCAGGGGCCAUCAUCACUUGGAAGAGAUCAUGUACAAUGAGAACAUGCGUCGCUCGCAGCUGAAAACAUUAUUCGAUAAGUUUCGUAGUGUCUUAGUGAUAACCAACCACGAGGACCCCAUCAUCUCUCUGUUCCAGUCUCCACCAGACUAAAUGGAUCAUUCAACUUACUGUGAGUCUGACGAUGGUGUGACGUGUUUGCUUAUCAUCAGUGGCUUAAAUAACUUAAUUCAGAAGCGAAUGCUUUCAACCUGCUGAGUUUCAUAAGUGGAUUAUGAAGUGAGACUCACAUAAUCUAUUGUACAUAGCUGUAUUGACCAAAGAUUUUUAUGUUGUCAUUAUUUUAACCUCAUAUGCGGUUUAUUUUAAUAAACGAUUCAGGAGUUGUGAUGUGUGAUUCAUCCUUGGGCAGGCAUAAAAUGCAUUGCUUAAGUAUUCCACCCAAGCAUCUCCUAUUUGGAGAUCGCUCCCUGAUGUCAUAAAUCAUCUCCUCAAGCAAACAAGACCCAAAACACAUGCCAUGAUGGUAAUUCCAGACCAUAAGACCGCAUGCCAUGAAGACUGAGUGUGGAGAAAAGGGGGAUGUAAUUACCAUGAAGUGCAAAUGGUUUUCCAAACAUCUGUAAAAUCAAUAAGCACCAGGAAUAACAUGAAUAUGAAAUAAAGAAACAUGCUGUUACAAGACUCAAACUCAAAAGGUUAGUUGACUUAAAAA